CUAUUUUAAUUUUAUUUCGAAACCAAAUGGGCGGAAAGAAGAGUGGUGGAGCGCACACGCCCGCCCCUGCGCUCCAGUUAGAAUCACCGACUCGGUUGGGCUGCUUACCUCGCCUGCGAGUUUUCGUGUUUCUCAUUAGCCAACAUGCAGGCCAGUGACAGAUUUAAUAUUAAUUCUCAGCUCGAGCAUCUUCAAGCUAAAUACGUUGGGACAGGGCAUUCAGACUUGAAUAGAUUCGAGUGGGCAGUUAACAUUCAACGUGACAGCUAUGCAUCCUAUGUUGGGCAUUACCCCAUCCUAGCAUAUUUUGCUAUUGCAGAAAAUGAAUCAGUUGGAAGAGAACGCUACAAUUUUAUGCAGAAAAUGCUUCUGCCUUGCGGCCUCCCCCCAGAUAGAGAAGAUGACUGAGAACUGCUCACGGGUUCUGGGAGUCUGGAGCACCGAGUGUCUCUAGAUUGCCGGCAGCAGAGUUCUCUAUUUGUUUUAUUUUGGAAUGUAAUUGUCUUUCCCCAGUGGUGUAAAAAAAAUGAAGAAUAAUUUAGAUUACAAUGUAUUUUAAUUGGUGCUUGCUGCCUUAAAAAUUUCAGUGAUGGUUGCAAUAUUAGAACGAACUUGGUCAAGUUUUAUGGUUGUAAUGCCAGGCAAAGCUUGUGCGUGUAUCAAAAAAAGAAACUGUCGAUUCCGGA
Molecule: messenger RNA, 686 nt
Organism: Malania oleifera
Lineage: Eukaryota; Viridiplantae; Streptophyta; Magnoliopsida; Santalales; Ximeniaceae
Exons: 4
Coding region: 145-408 (87 amino acids)
Biological process (GO): mRNA splicing, via spliceosome
Cellular component (GO): U2 snRNP; precatalytic spliceosome
Source: RefSeq, a predicted model, not a curated record